Onthophagus taurus is the source of this 894-nucleotide messenger RNA. It is a transcript of the gene Cpap3-e, whose product is annotated as cuticular protein analogous to peritrophins 3-E. Gene Ontology annotation, cellular component: extracellular region. Gene Ontology annotation, molecular function: chitin binding. The record is from RefSeq and is a predicted model, not a curated record. NCBI's taxonomy places the organism in Eukaryota, Metazoa, Arthropoda, Insecta, Coleoptera, Scarabaeidae.
UCGUAUGGGUUCAGUGCGUUCGUAAGAAUCAUACAGUUUAAAUGUUAAAGAUGAACAAAUCUUCGCUUUGUGGUUUUUUAUUAUUCAUCGCGUUUACUUUAACUCAAGGUCAAAGGUUUGCUACUUUUAAUAGCAGAAAUAGUCAAUCUUUUCCUAAUUCUCAACAAUUUCAACAACAACAGCAAGGAAGUUUUCCGUGUCCAGAAAAAACGGGAAGAUUUCCUACUGCACAAUGUGAUAGCUACAUUGAAUGUAUUGAUGGUGUUGGAGAAGAAAAAUUUUGUCCGGACGGUCUCCUUUUUAACGCUUUAACGAAUCCUUUGGCUUUUCCUUGUCAAUAUCCCAUCGAUGUUGAUUGCGUUGGACGAACAACAACACAACCAGCUCAACCAACUGAAGAUUGUCCUCAUCAAUACGGUUAUUAUAAAAUCGGUGACGAAGCAAAUUGCGGCCAAUUCAAAAAUUGCGUCGAAGGAAGAGCUUUUACUUUCGAUUGUCCGGAAGGGUUGGCUUUUAACGAAGAAAGUUAUAGAUGUGAUUGGCCCGAUCAAGUUCAAUCUUGUAAUGCUGAAGCCUUCUUAGGAUUUACUUGCCCCCCAGAAGCAAAAACAUUCGCCCCAUCUGAAUACAAAUAUUUCCGAUCGCCCAAUGAUUGUCAACGUUAUUUUAUUUGCAUCGAAAACAAACCAAGAUUAUACAAUUGCGGGGAAGGACAAGCUUUUAACGAUUUAACGAAUAGUUGUGAUGGUAUUGAAAAUGUUACUGGUUGUUUGCCACAAUAUAAUCAAAAUUAUGAUCAAUCCAGAAGAAAUUUUAGAGUGUAAUUAUAUUUUUGUUGUAAUUUUGAAAACUUAUAAUGAUAUUUUUAUUAUAAUAAAAGGUUUUUAAAUUUAA